AUGUGGACAGCCCUCGUGCUCAUUUGGGUUUCCUCUUGGUCCUUAUCUGAAAGCCACCUGACAGCCCAGCAUCCACUCCUCAACAAGACGCUGGAGAAUUCAGAACAAAACUCAUCCGUGGAAACCAUUACAAGAGUCUUGAAUGAAACGUCUGCAAGAAUGACCUCGGUGACACCUUCUCCCAUCACGUUGACCAGAGGGACUUGGGGAGGCGACCCCGCCUCUCCUGCGGUCACAGCAGGGACAGCGCACAGGACAGAGGCAGGCGCGUCAGCGACGGCAGAAGGGACCCCCGACGGAGCCACCUCCAGGGUGCCCACGCCGCCUGUCCCGGCGUCUGACUGGCGGACCCCGUCCUCACCCCACACGCGGGCGCCUGGCAGCGGCACGUUGUCUGGGCCAGCGACGCACACGACACCCACGCCGGCCACGGGUGCUCCCACAGCUGCUGCAGCCCUGGCAAGUGUAAGCGGCCCCUUGGGCUUGCACGGUCGUCCCAGGCACACCCCCGGCCACGCCACAACGAGCCCCGCGGUGCCCCUGAGUCCCCAAGCACUUAACGCGUCCACACAGGGCCCCACCGUCCAGGCGCCGACGGCCCGGACUGCGGCUGAUGCAGCAAGUAGGCCUGCGCCCACCCUCCUCAACACAACACCAGAACCCGGCUCCCCCUCUUCGGUUUCCGCAUCCAUGACAGUGGGGACCACGACCAAGGCCCCCCAGCCGGCUGCCAGCACAGCGCCAGCACCUGCCCUUCAUGCCAGCCCGGGCCCCCCGAUACAGCCCAGCCCCGUCACAUCCACGCCGGGGGCCGCGGGGCCAGGCACCACUCAGACGCUGGAGCAGGGCGCGCCUGAAGCCGCGCCUGGUACUGCUUCCAUGGGGCCGACCCUUGGGAGCUCAGGGGACUCCAAGGUGCCAGCCACAGACUCGUGCCAGCUCAGCACCCAAGGCCGGUACCUGGUGGUCUCCAGCGAGCCCCUGGCCCAGUCCCCAGUGAACAGAAGUUUUCUCCUGGCAGUGCUUUUGCUGGGGGUCACCCUCUUCAUCACAGCCCUGGUUCUGCUUGCCCUGCAGGCCUACGAGAGCUACAAGAGGCAGGACUACACGCAGGUGGAUUAUCUCAUCAACGGCAUGUACGCCGACUCGGAGAUGUGA
This is a messenger RNA of Lipotes vexillifer (Yangtze River dolphin), 1158 nucleotides long. RefSeq names its product chromosome unknown C11orf24 homolog (gene CUNH11orf24). Lineage: Eukaryota; Metazoa; Chordata; Mammalia; Artiodactyla; Lipotidae. Gene Ontology annotation, cellular component: Golgi apparatus. The coding region runs from base 1 to 1158 and encodes 385 amino acids. The transcript is spliced from 2 exons. The record is from RefSeq and is a predicted model, not a curated record.